Messenger RNA from Laccaria bicolor S238N-H82, 1872 nucleotides. RefSeq lists its product as uncharacterized. The transcript is spliced from 10 exons. Bases 1 to 1872 code for a protein of 623 amino acids. NCBI's taxonomy places the organism in Eukaryota, Fungi, Basidiomycota, Agaricomycetes, Agaricales, Hydnangiaceae. The record is from RefSeq and is a predicted model, not a curated record.
AUGUCCAUCGCGCACUCCCAACUUGAAACGACUUUGACGGGGGAUACCGUCGUCGACCGCAGCGGUCGACCUACCCCAAUCUUGGCAACGGCAGCUCAAGCGUUCUCGGACAACACUGACUCGGUUCAAAAGGCCAUUUCGAGUUCGCCAUCCGCGUACGACAAGUCCCCGUUUUCUGCCGAGGGCCAGCAGCUUGGAGGGGGUAGUCCUUUGGGGGAAACACCAGUGCCUGUGACGAUCCCGCCCCGGGACCCCUCCGCGGCCGAUUACCGCACGCUCGUGUUGUGUUUUGAUGGGACGGGGGACCAGUUCGAUGCUGAUAAUUCGAAUAUUGUGCAGCUUGUUGCGUCGUUGAAGAAGAGUGAUCGGUCGAAGCAGAUGGUUUAUUAUCAGGCGGGGAUUGGGACGUACACUGCUCCGAAUAUUGCUACGCCCUUUAUGUCGUCCAUUCGGAAGACGUUGGAUGAGAUGUUUGCUUGGAACCUUCAUGCACACGUCAUGAGCGGGUAUGAAUUCUUGAUGCAGAAUUGUGAGGGCCUUCUUUUAUUAGGGGGGGUGAAGUGGAAUGCUGAUAUGAUAAAGACAUUGCUGGGGACAGGAUCUGCAUAUUUGGUUGGAUUUUCUCGAGGUGCAUAUACAGCCCGAAGUCUCGCAGGGAUGAUUCACAAGGUCGGACUUCUCCCCAAGGAUAACUUCCAGCAAGUCCCGUUCGCCUACAAGAUGUUUAAACGAGCGGACCACGUCGGCUGGGAACAAUCAACUGAAUUCAAAAAGGCCUUCUCCGUCGACGUCAAUAUUGAAUUUGUCGGGGUUUGGGAUACCGUCGACUCCGUGGGCAUCAUACCCAAAAGACUACCAUUCACAACCUCAAACACCAUCGUCCGAACAUUCCGACACGCCGUCGCACUGGAUGAACGACGCGCAAAGUUCAAAGCGAAUUUAUGGAACAGGCCCGAUGCGGAUGAGUUGAAGCUAGGCAAAGACGCCGUGCUCAACGCGUCCAAUACCGCGUGCGCACUUGUUGACGACGAUUUGAAGGUGCAUCAUCAUCACCCCCCGAAGACGAAUGGGAAAAAUGGACAAGGGAGUGGUCACAACGAUCAUCAGCAUCAACAUAAGACUAGGAAAGAGAGUGAUCAUGAUCGGAAACUGAACACUAUGGAGAGGAUGUAUUCUACGGCGUCCGAGCAGACUACGGAUAUCGAGGAGGUUUGGUUUGCUGGUUGUCAUUGCGACGUAGGAGGGGGCUCAGUGAGCAACAAAACGCGCAACUCCCUCGCACGCAUAACCCUCCGCUGGAUGAUCCGGGAAUGCUUCAAAACCAACACAGGCAUAAUGUUCGACUCGCAAGCACUCCGCUCCAUCGGCCUUGACCCAUCCACCCUCUAUCCCUUCGUCACACCCCGGCCUCCACCCCUCCCCCUCGGCUCAAACCGCAUCGCCAAAGUGCCCAGCAACCCCAUCCCCGUGCGCCUCCAUGCGCAUUUGGUGAAGAAGCGCAAGGAGCACCCUGAGGUUGUCGGCUUGAGUGAGGGCGUGCAUGCCUCAGCUCAGGUGGGCACGGAGGAGGAGGAAGAGUUGAAGGAUGCGCUGAGCCCUGCGUAUGAUCAGUUGACGAUUAAGAAGGCAUGGUGGGCCUUGGAGAUUCUUCCUCUGCAAUUACGCUAUCAGAGGGGAAAUAAUCAAUGGGUGACGUAUAUUGGGUCGAACAUGGCCCGGCCAAGGUUCAUUCCCAAGCAGGCGAAGAACGGAGUGAAGGUUCAUAGGAGUGUGAAGUUGCGCAUGGAGGCGGAGUAUGAAGAUGCACGUAGGAAGGGCAAAAAGUAUAGUCCUCGUGCACAUUUCCACGUAGAGCCGACAUGGAUUGAUUGA